Letharia columbiana is the source of this 2496-nucleotide messenger RNA. RefSeq lists its product as uncharacterized. The record is from RefSeq and is a predicted model, not a curated record. Lineage: Eukaryota; Fungi; Ascomycota; Lecanoromycetes; Lecanorales; Parmeliaceae. The transcript is spliced from 3 exons. The coding region runs from base 1 to 2496 and encodes 831 amino acids.
AUGCCAUCUAAGUCAACCUUUUUCCAUUCGCAUAGGAACACCAGCCGUUCAGAGAUCUCAGUGGGCUCGCAAGACGAGAGAGACGCCGAUACCCCCCACUUCACGACGUCGGAUCACGUCCACGACGAGGGGCUACCACCUCGUUCAGAAGAAGCAGGAUUCUAUCAAUUGGCAUCUGGUCCAACGAGACCCCAGAGUCAAUUGGUAUCUGGUCCCACAAGGUCCCAGAGUCAUCGGCUCCCAACCCUGCUCAAUACUACUACCCAGCCACCGAUCAGCCUUCACAGCACGCCAAAUUCCGCGGUCGAGGACGACAACCCAGACCGUUAUUACCAACAAUCUCCAAGAGCUCCAGUGCACAAAGCGGAGCAGAAAAAGAGGAGGUUCUUUGGACUCGGAGGUUCAUCCAAAGAGAUCAACAAAGACAAGCUUGAAAAGGUUGGGAGGAGCACAUCUGUGAGGAAGGGCCAGCACCAACAGCCAGAGUCCCACAUCACCGACGCUCGCAACCGUACCGAGCAAGAGCGCUGGUCUGCCUCGAAUCCUUUGGACGACGAGGAAGAGCCAGAAAGUGGGGCCGCUUUCCGCACCUCGUAUGCCCAGUACACGGCGUCAGAGAAAGACCCACUGCGAUCUCCAGGUUUCCCACCGCCUCUUACUCACGAGGAAUAUCUCUACGGCAGGUUAACGCAGCAAGCUUUAGUCUCGGAUUCAGCAACUCGGCAGCCUUUGGAGCGUCAGUCUUCUUCUCAGUCACCCAAAACUGCUCGCCACCAGCCUUCGUCAUAUCACCCUUCUCCUUCUUCCGCGACCUCGACAUCCAGUCAUCCCUUUGCUCAUAGGGCGCACGAGGCGCUUCAGCAAUUAUACCAAGAUCAGACUAGCAGACCAUCAUCGGCACAGUCGCUAGAGCCUCCCCCUGUUGUCCAGUAUCCGCGAGCCUCGGAUUCUCAUCAAAAGAAACAAGAGCAGAGUCAGGUUUCCCCGGGUACAUAUAUGCAGGGCUCAAUGGGACCGCCGCCAACUCAGCAAGCCCCUCCAACCAGACGCUCAAGCGAGGCGACUCAGCAAAGUUCGUCGUCAGGAGGUCAGGGUCGGGAAGGGGGCAACUAUCAACACUACAAUCAAGGUGUCCAGCAAGGCCCAAAUCUGCCCUCCAACGCACCCCCACAGUACAGCGCUCAGCUAGCCCCGCAAGGUCAAAGCUAUAGGGGAAACGCUCAACCCUCGCCAAUGACGCAACAGGAAGGUCGAACUACACCGCCUCCAAAUAGGUCUCGAGAUGAUCUAUCAGGCCUAGACGUUGCACAAUUGCUUAAUCGUCAUGAUGAAUUACAGGACAAAUAUCGCAAAGUAAAGAAAUACUACUUUGACAAAGACGCCCAAGUCCAACAGCUUCAGAACACGCUUGCUCAUCAGCGCCUAUCACAAUCCCGCACUUCAUUAGACGAUAACGAGUACUCGAACAGGUUUCAACGCCUUGACGGCGCUAUCAACAACCUCGCUUUCAACAUCCGCCGCGACUGGCGGUCUAUCCCGCCCUGGCUUGCACCGUAUGUCAAUCGGGACGCUGCAACUCAGCCAACAAAAGAGAUGACAGCUGUCGGCCGUGCUUGCAUAUCUCGAUGGCUCGUAGACGAGCUACUAGAACGCUACUUUCAUCCCUCGCUGGAACCCGGUUUCUCAGCCCAGCUCAAAAUAAUAGAAAAAAACCUUCGCCGUUUUGCUGCUCCAACCCCUUCAGAGGAAGAAAAGGACUCUCUUCUAGCCAGGAUCUCGAAUUGGCGUCUAGCUACUCUAGAUGGCCUACAAGAAGUCCUGUCAUCUUCUCAAGCAGGCGAAAAUCGGGCUUCGUUAACAGAAUCACUCGUUGAGAAAUUGACAGCUAGCCUCUCGAUGAUGUUGAAAGAACCUUCGCCACCAGGUCUUGAAGGUGGCGUAUCAAUGAUUGUAGAGCUUGCUGUCGGCAUAGCUGCCAACUUGCCGCUAGAAAGCCGAGACGUGUUUGUCGAGUAUGUCACCCCUGGCGUCUUUGUGCAAGAAGCCUGGAUGAAAGUUGAGGUCGGAUUACCCGCCUUGACGAAUCCAGGCGAAGGACCUACGGACGGCGACGGCGGGAGCAUCAUUUCGAAGCAGACUGAGGAGACCGGAUCUAUCGAAAGUCGUGAUACCGCCACUAGCAACGGGAAUGGCAACGAUGAGACUGCUAAAGAGAUAGCGAUGCAGCAGCAAGCCCAGCAGCAGCAGCAGCAACAGCAACAGGCGGUACAAGGAAAGAAGAAAGGAAUGUUCACUGGUUUCAUGGGCGGCGCAGCUGGGAAAAAAGGUAGUGUCUCGGGAGCAUCUACAGGCCCACAACCGCAACAGGGGCAGGGACAAGUGCAACAACAACCGAGUCCACCAAAAGAGGAUAGAGUCAGAUUCUCCACAUUCAUGGCCGUUGAGGUCAGGGGCCGAAGUGUGCUCGUGAAAGCACCUGUCUACGUUCGAGAGUAA